Molecule: messenger RNA, 645 nt
Organism: Paramecium octaurelia
Lineage: Eukaryota; Ciliophora; Oligohymenophorea; Peniculida; Parameciidae
Source: the annotation of a GenBank genome assembly
UUUAUAAACAUAAAAUUUAAGAAGAUGUAAGAAUUGACUAGUAUCAGAUAAACCACUGAUGAUGAUAUUAAUACCACUAGCUAAUCUAUCUAAAUACCUGUGUUUAAGAGGCAUUUUGGGAACAGUCUUACAUUAUUAUACAUAAGGGGUGAGCCAUUAAUCACAGUUGGUCCCCAUUGUAAACAAUUUAUAAAUAAUUAGUUUAGGGCCUCUGACAUUAUGCAUGAUAGUUACUUUUGGUGCAGCCAGUUACUUUUUAAUUUUUCAGAUUGCAAUUAGCAAGGGUCUUUAUGUAUACUACUUCUCAAUUUUUGUUGCUGCAUUGCAAAUGUUUAGUUACUUGAUUACUGCCCUCAAAAAUCCUGGCAUUGUGACUAGUUCUAGAGAAUAUAAAGGCGUAUUGUAAUGUAUAGUAAGAAAAAGUGAUAAUUUUUAUUUUUAAGGUUUGUAACAACCCAAGAGACUUAGGUGUAUUGUAUCAUUGCGAAGAUUGUGAUGUGUGUAUCUAAGGAUUUGAUCAUCAUUGUCCUUGGACGGGUAAAUGUAUAGGUAGAGGAAAUAUUAAUGCCUUUUAUAUAUUCGUAACUAUGAUACCAAUAUAUAUUGUAUACUUCAUCAUAGUUUCCUUGUUAUGAUUAAUGAAAU